Molecule: messenger RNA, 1215 nt
Organism: Olea europaea var. sylvestris
Lineage: Eukaryota; Viridiplantae; Streptophyta; Magnoliopsida; Lamiales; Oleaceae
Exons: 5
Coding region: 1-1215 (404 amino acids)
Source: RefSeq, a predicted model, not a curated record
AUGCGUGCCUUUCUUAAGUCCUUAGAUGAGCAUGUUUGGUUGAGUGUGCAAAAUGGCUGGAAACCUCCCUCCACUAUCGUAUCAGGAACUGUUAACCUUACUGAUAUAUCACUGUGGACUAAGGAUGAGAUAGCUGAGUGUAAUUGGAAUAGCAAAGGACUUCAUGCCUUGUUUAUGGUCGUGUCUCCCGAAGAGUUUAGGAGAGUGUCAAUGUGCGAAACUGCUAAAGAGGUGUGGGAUAUUCUUGAAACUACACAUGAGGGAACUAAAACGGAUGAAUCUUCCGAUACUGAGUCUCUGAGGGAUGAUGAAAUUGCUUACUUUGUGAAGAAAUUUCAAAAGGCUCUCAAGAAUAGGAGAAAGCCUCAGGAUAGAAAAAGUGGAGUCCCUAGCAGAUUCUCAAAAGAAAAAACUGAAAGGUUUAACAAUAAAAGUUCUAGUGAUAAACCACGUUUGAGUAAGGCCUUAGUUGUUUCACUUACUGAUAACGAGUCUGAGACCAGUGACAGGCAGGAGUCAUCUAGUAGUGAAGAUGAAGGGAACUAUAUGGCAUUUGUACCGACUAUUAAGAGUGAAUCUGAUAAGGAGAGCGACAAGGUUGAGGAAGAACUUCACAACAAUAGCUCUAGUAAUGAGGAUGAGGAUGACAUAGACAUACAUGAGUUGGAAGACAAGGUUAAGACUUUAACUAGUGAAUUGGAGAAAUCUAAUGCUCAUCUUCAGACUUUCAUAAAUGGAACUAAGAAAUUGGAUGAUAUUUUGGGAAUGAAUAAGCCUACGGGAGAUAGGAAAGGUCUAGGAUAUGUUGAGGGUAAUACACAUGGUGCUGGUCCAUCUAAAACUGUAUUCAUUUCUGCCUCUAGGAAGUCUAACGCUGUCAACAGUCCAAAUAAGGGUAAGAAUAUUUCGAAGGAACAAAGUCACCAAUCAUGUAGAAAUUUUAUGCCCAAACACCUACAGACACGUACCUUUGAGCCUAGGUUCAUUCCCACCUGUCACCACUGUGGAGCUCUAGGACACACUAUGCCUAGAUGUUAUAAGCUAGGCAAUGAGCGUAGAAAUCAGAAUAUUCCAAGUCAGGUCAGUUUUCUGACUAAUCAGGUCAGUCAUUUGAUUGAGAUGCUUACUAAGCUGACUAGGAGUACCAAGUCAUCUAAGAAAGCUUGGGUUAAAAAGGAGGAUCUAGCUGGACUUUCAGGUCAGGUAUAUGUGUGA